GGCGCGGGGCCGGGACUGGAGCCGCUGGCGGGCCGGUGCGCAGUUGGCGGCGGCGGUGGCCGCACUGGCGGCGCAGCCUCUGUGCUCGUGGCGCCCUUGCCCUCGGCCCCCUCCCCGCCCGGCCAUGCCGCCGCCCGCGCCGCCCACCGUGCUGGUGCCGUCGGAGCGCGCCGUGGUGCUGCUGUCGUGCGUGCUGUCCGCGCUGGGCUCGGGGCUGCUGGUGGCCACGCACGCCCUGUGGCCGGACCUGCGCAGCCGGGCGCGGCGCCUGCUGCUCUUCCUGUCGCUGGCCGACCUGCUGUCCGCCGUCUCCUACUUCUACGGGGUGCUGCGGGACUUCCCGGGGCCCUCGUGGGACUGCGUGCUGCAGGGCGCGCUCUCCACCUUCGCCAACACCAGCUCCUUCUUCUGGACCGUGGCCAUCGCGCUCUACCUGUACCUCAGCAUCGUCCGCACCCCGCGCGCGCCCCGCGCCGGCCGCCUGCUCCUGGCCUUCCACGUCGUCAGCUGGGGGGUCCCCCUGGCCAUCACCGCGGCCGCCGUCGCCAUGAAGAAGAUCGGCUACGACGCCUCGGACGUGUCCGUGGGCUGGUGCUGGAUCGACCUGGAGGCGGAGGACCGUGUCCUGUGGAUGCUGCUGACCGGGAAGCUGUGGGAGCUGCUGGCCUACGUCACGCUGCCCGUGCUCUACCUCCUCAUCCGGAAGCACAUCAACAGGGCGCACCAGGCGCUGUCCGAGUACCGGCCCAUCCUGUCCGAGGCGCACCGGCUGCAGCACCACAGCUCCAUGGCCGACAAGAAGCUGGUGCUCAUCCCGCUCAUCUUCAUCUGCCUCCGCAUCUGGAGCACCGUGCGCUUCGCGCUGACCCUGUGUGGCUCCCCGGCCGUGCGGGCCCCGGUGCUGGUCGUUCUGCACGUAGGGGAUCGGGAACACGUUUCAGGGAGGCGCCAACUGCAUCAUGUUCGUGCUCUGCACCCGCGCCGUCCGCACCCGGCUCUUCUCCCUCUGCUGCUGCCGGUCCCCGCCGCCCGCCGAGAGCCCGGCCGCGCCCAAGGCCUCUGCGGCCUCCGGGACGGGGGACUCGGGGACCCGGGGGGACCCCUGCGAACUUCCGCACACCUGAGCCCCCCGUCCCCCCCGGGGUCCGUGCGGGCGCUCCUCCCGGGACCAGGGCUCUGACCGCUGCAGGGAGGGGCGGGGACCCUGCAGCGGAGCCUGCCGUCUGCGGUCAGAGCUCCCGAGGCCUGUGCAGGGCGGCCGCCACCAGCUUCUCUACCUCUGGACCCUGCGGCAGCAGGUGUCCGCACCCGUGUCCGUGUGCUCGGCGUCGGUCCGCGGGAGGUGGCGGUGAGACUCAGGGGCACCAGGGCACGCGACCACUGCCGGGUCAGCGGCCUCUGGACCACCCGGCGCUGUUUACAGUCUGAGGACCCACCCCCGCGGGAAAAGCAGGAAGAGCUACGGGCACCAUGGACCCUCCCGAGUCAAACGCCAGGGGCCGCCAGAGAGGUGGCCCCACCUGCAUACCGUGCAGCAGAUUCCCGGCGGGUCAGGGAGUGGACCUGCCCCCGGAGCGUGGCUGUUCUGGGGGCGGCUUUGCCAGCCAACAGGAGCCGGGCACCUUGAACCAGGGUCCGCAGCCUGGGACCCUCCCAGCCUCCCGGGUGCCAGCCUUGGUGUAGGUGGCACCUGAGUUUCCAGCACCGGCCAGAGCCCGGCCUCCGGCCUCCUCCAGGGCCCGGCCGUGGGCAGGGAUGAGGAAGGCCGUGGCGAGUACCCCCGGGGGUGCCCAGGUGGCAGGUCUGUGCUGUGAGCGCCGGCUGGCCGUGUCAGGAGGGGUCUGCCCACCCCUAGGUCAGUCCUUACAGGAAAGGGGACCAGAAUACUGAUCCCUCCCCGAAGGCGCAGGUUUGGGAGCUGGUGGGGGGAAGUGACAUAUGGGUCACAGAUGGUAACUUUCGUUUAAUAGAAAAAGGACUUAAAA
Molecule: messenger RNA, 1985 nt
Organism: Pipistrellus kuhlii (Kuhl's pipistrelle)
Lineage: Eukaryota; Metazoa; Chordata; Mammalia; Chiroptera; Vespertilionidae
Gene: GPR157
Product: G protein-coupled receptor 157
Exons: 4
Coding region: 125-1180 (351 amino acids)
Biological process (GO): cell surface receptor signaling pathway; adenylate cyclase-activating G protein-coupled receptor signaling pathway
Cellular component (GO): plasma membrane
Molecular function (GO): G protein-coupled receptor activity
Source: RefSeq, a predicted model, not a curated record